UAAAUUUCACAAUCACGCGUAAAUUUGCUCGGAAAAAAAAACCCAUCUUUUUCCUUGCUUUGCCCAAUGGGCUUAGAUUGUACUGUAUAUCCUUUUCCUUAAAAUACUCUCAUUUUCAAGAAGGUAUGAAGACGAUAAACAUUUGUAAACCGUUUAAUAUUCUUCUCCUCCUGGUGUAAAUUGUAAAUGUGAUGCACGGUUUUGAUUUUAUACGUUGUUCGGACCAUUGUUUUCUGAAAUAGUGGUUUUUUUUUUAACUCUUGAAACGAUCGAAAAAUAGUUUUAGUCGAAGAAGGAGGAAAACCCUGAAGAAGAAGCUGAAGAAGAAGAAGCUGAAGCAGAAGAAGAAGAAGAAGGCUACAUUAUUUUCGGUUUUGCUGGUGCGUUUCCCCUUUAUUUUACACGUUUCUAGCUUUAUAAUGAGUUCUUUUCAGCCAGUGCGGCUCUAUACAUGCCUUCCCGUGUGGAUCGUGGAGGACCACCACAAUGUGGUUAGCCAUAUAUACCGUGCCAUUGCAUCAAGACAUCUGCCCAUGAAGAACAUCAAGCUUAUUCAUUUAGACUCCCAUCCAGACCUGCUAAUUCCUGUCAACUUGUGUGCUGACGUGGUUUUUGAAAAGGAAAAGUUGUUUAGUGAGUUGAGCAUAGAAAACUGGAUCAUGCCCAUGGUUUAUGCUGGCCACAUCUCUUGUGUGGCAUGGUUGCAUCCCUACUGGGCGCAGCAAAUCAUAGAAGGGGAGCACAAGAUGACUGUAGGCAAAGACUCAUCCACCACCACCAUCAGGGUGACAAGUAAAGAUCAUUAUUUCCUCAGUGAUGGCUUGUAUGUUUCAGAGGAACAUCUUGAAAACCCAAAACCUCUUACAUUAAAUGUUAUCAAAGUCAAUCCUGUCAAUCGUCAGCAGUCUUCUACAGAAGACAUACCAAGUAUUCUCCUGCCUGUCGCUCUGAUCACCUUGGCUGUAAGUAGUCCAGUUUUCUGGAAAUUCCUCCUGUCCAUCAAGAGCUUGUCUCACCUCUUUCCAAAAGGGUGCACAACAUUCUUCCUUUCUCAACUUCCACCACAUGGUUCUCUGCUCUCCCGUAGUCUUUCUAAUCCCCCUCCCCGCCACCUGAGCCAUCCUACACAUUACCAUCCUAUGCCGUUGAGCUACAUUCUCCCCUACCACUACCUUCCAUUCAGAAGCCACCUUCAGAUGACAUCGACGCCACAAAAUGUAAUCGACGUGCGUGGUUCUACCGCCGCUCUUGUAGGUCACCCUGUGUUCGUGGUUCUUCUGGAAAGGGAGGAUGGAUUCACUCUACACCUUUCCAAAACACCUGAUAUUGCAGAAAUAAAAACAGAGGAGGACUCUGAGACUUGGCUCGCCAAGAAACCCAGAAGAGAAUGUUCACAAGUUGAGGAGGCCAGUUGCUCCAAUAUUCAAGAUGCCAGACAAGAUGAACAGAUCUCCUGUGAUUACAGUGGUGAAGAUGAAGAAGGAUCCACAAGUUAUGUUGUUCAGAGGAUAUCAACUUUUCUGACUCAUACAGAGCCAUACAUCCUUGAUAUUGAUUUAGAUUUCUUUUCCUGUAAGAAUCCAUUCAAGGAGUUAUACACUGAGGAGGAAUAUUCCAUUCUUCAGGAACUCUAUUGCUUCAGAGGACCUGUUCCGAAUGCUAACAAGGGCACCCUAUGCUCCUGCCUCUUCUGGAAAAAGGACCAGCUUGAUGAGUGUGUGGAUCGUCGUAUACGUCAGUUAGAGGAUUUAGAAGCAGCUUUUGCUGAUCUCCUAGAAGAUGAUCGAGAAGAGAUUGUUACACAGUGGGUCAGGAAACUUGGAAAGGCGUGUUUUGUCCAACUGGUUUCCAGUUUGAAGUCAAGAAAUCCUCACCCAGAUUAUGAAAUGGUACAUCAGGCAGGUUUAACCUGUGACUCAAUUGAGUUGCCUCAUCAUAUUAGCUCUGAUGAAGAGAUUGACAGACUAGUGUCAGCUGUACAACGGCUUCUGGAGCACCUGCCCAAACCUACUCUGGUGACAAUGUCCAGAUCCAGUCUAGAUGAAUACUGCCCUUUUGAGCAAGUGGAUUCAGUCCAACACAGAGUACUGGCUGUACUGGAAAAGCAGUAUGGACCAUUGGACAUACAAAAGGACUAUGAAAAUACUGACACUGUGGUUCAGGACAACCAACAUACAUCCAGCAGUCUCUUUAAGUGAUCUAAAUGGUGUUGUGACAAGCGAUCUUUGCAUGUAAAUGUCUUAUUUUCUUCUUUUUUUGUCUACAUCUUUAUAUAUUUUUUACCAAACUGAUAUAAUAUGCAUUUUUUUCAUUGUAGCACACAAGUUUUAUUACUUUGAGUGGCCUCUCUGAUGCUAAAAAAAAAAAAGAAAAAGAAAACCAAGGACAAUUUAUUUGAAGUUAAUUUCAUCCAUAUGCGUAAAGUCAUAUGCAAUGUAAGCUAAAAUAGACGAAGACUGGAAAAAAAUUAAGGGAAGCAUU
This is a messenger RNA of Syngnathoides biaculeatus (alligator pipefish), 2481 nucleotides long. It is a transcript of the gene c13h5orf22, whose product is annotated as chromosome 13 C5orf22 homolog. Bases 420 to 2198 code for a protein of 592 amino acids. NCBI's taxonomy places the organism in Eukaryota, Metazoa, Chordata, Actinopteri, Syngnathiformes, Syngnathidae. The transcript has 12 exons. The record is from RefSeq and is a predicted model, not a curated record.